UUUUAAGAGUAAGCAAACGAAGAAAUGGCGACUAGUACACCUGUAAGUGUAACAGAAGAUAAUCAAUCGAAAAGCAAAAAGCCUUCAAGUAGUGCCUUUAAACAACAGAAACUUCAAGCAUGGCAGCCCAUAUUAACAGCAGGAACUGUAUUACCAUCUUUCUUCAUAAUUGGAUUGGCAUUUAUUCCAAUUGGUAUAGGGUUGCUUGUUUCUUCGGAUAAGGUUCAAGAAUUUCAACUCGAUUAUACUCAUUGCAAAAACUCAGCUAAUGUAAAAUGUGCUGAAGUCAUCAUGAAAAAUAUUUCAGAAAGCUGUACCUGUGAAAUCACUUUUAAUCUGACAGAAAAUUAUGAGCGAAAUGUUUUUGUUUAUUAUGGGCUGACCAACUACUACCAGAAUCACAGACGAUAUGUUAAAUCCAGAGAUGAUCAACAGCUUCUAGGAAAAGUCAGUACCACAUUAUCUGCAGAUUGUGAACCAUUUGCUUAUGUUGAGAACGAAACAUCCAAAAUACCAAUUGCGCCAUGUGGAGCCAUAGCCAACAGCUUAUUCAAUGAUACCCUAACACUUGUUCAUCUUGAAGCCGGGAAUAUGGUAGAAGUUCCACUAUUGAAGACGGGAAUAGCUUGGCCUACAGAUACUAAUGUUAAGUUUCAGAAUCCCCCUGGAGAUGUGUCUUCAGGAGAAGCCUUUAAAAAUACAGCUAAGCCACCUAAUUGGGACAAGCCUGUGUGGCAGCUAGAUCCAACCGAUCCAAAAAAUAAUGGAUACCAGAAUGAAGACUUGAUUGUGUGGAUGCGAACCGCAGCUUUGCCUACUUUCCGUAAGCUGUAUCGUAGGGUUGACCACGAGGCAAAAGGAUUCAAGAACCAUCUUCCUAAAGGCUUGUAUAACCUGACUGUCAAGUAUGCUUAUCCAGUGACUUCCUUCAAAGGGACCAAAAGAUUCAUUUUGUCCACCACCACCUGGUUGGGAGGCAAAAACCCUUUCUUAGGAAUAGCUUAUAUUGUUGUGGGUAGCAUUUGUCUAAUCCUCUCUCUUGUGUUUCUGGUCAUCCACAAGAAGUUUGGCAGAAGCCCUCAUGAAAUAAUAGGAAAUAUUACCGAAAGAACCCCAUAUUGAUGUCAUAAAUCUGCACUGUUUCCAAGAAAAUUGGUUGGACUUUGAAGAAUUUAUCAGUAUCUAGGUGCAUUCCAUUAUUUUGAGUGUGUAAAGAAAUUAGCCACUUUUAACUAGAUGAUCAUAAUGAAUUUGUAGUGAGCAUGUUUCCUAGGUAAUUUAUUGACGUUGAAAAAAAAAAUGUUGGAGAUUUUAAGAUAAUUGGCUUGAGUAACUGACUUAAACCAACGAAAUAGUGAACUUAGAAACUCAUGGUUCUCAGGGAUAAUUUAUAGAAAUUAAAAUUUUUUCCGUAUUAAUAACUUAAAAAAAAGAAAGAAAGAAGAACUGUGUCUUCUACACUGUAAUAAAUACAUUGACUAUCGGUAACUUUCUUUUACAGUGAUAAUACAAAGAAAUACUGCAGGACUUUUUUUUCUUUUUUGUCUACAGAAAUUUUUAGGCAGAGAACUUUUCAACAUACUUAGAUGUCAAUAAAAGUAAAGUACAUAUUAUAAUUCUUGAUGCUUUUGUUUUUUAAUAGUUGAUCUGUGUAGACUUUUUGCCAAACUAUUUGUACUUUAUUUCCAAAUUGGAUUCUUUUGGGAACUAUUUUAAUGCAAUGUUAACAAGAAUUUUACACCAUUUCACUCAAGCUGAGAAAGAAUGUGUUAUUUUGCCCCAAUCCUUGAGGCAUAUUCUUCAUGCUCGAACUUUCUGUUAAUGUGUUAAAAAGAAAUAACAGUACCUUAAAAUUAUUUCAGUGGAAUAUUUUCAGCAAUCCUCAUAGCUGAACAUUUUCCUAAUGGUAAAUUGUAAAAGUGUUUGAAAUGCCUUUUAUGUAUUAAGUAAUUAUAGUUUUCCCAUGUUUGUUUGUUGCAAAGCCUGAAAUAAAUUUGAAUUACCACUUGAAACAACUUUAGAAUUUGACUUACCAUUUCUCCACGUGACAUAAUUUGCUGAAAUAAAUUUUAAAAUAUCAGUUUUAUUUAUUUGGUAUCAAAAAAAUAAUUAUGAGAUUACUUGUCAUAAUUUUUAGAACUUGUUCUUCCUGAGUAAGUUAAAAAAAGAAAAGUUUAGAUGUCCAAGUAUGUUUAUGAGAUUCAAUGGUUACUCUGUUGUUGUUUUUUUGUCUGGGACUUUGAGACAAAUUAAGUUUUUCCUCUCCGAACCUUUGUACUAGAGUCAUUCUGCAUAUCUUAUACAGUUCUUAUGAUUAAGUCAUGUUUUUUUACUUUACCUUUUAAGAAGUUUCUCUUUUCAUGCAUCUAAAGAGUUUUAGUCCUAACCCGAACUGUAAAUCAGUGUUGAAUGACUUAUGCUGAAACUUCAUAAAAUAAAAGAAUUAUCUCAGUUAACUGUUGUUUGAAGAGAUGCAUAAGGAAAUUGUUGUUGGCUAUUGUUUACAUGAAAUGUUAAGCAUCUUUAAAGAUCUUUGAAUAAAAUUCAAUAACAGUAAAUCUUAUUGCCUAAUAUAUCUUCACUACCUGAAUUGCCAUUAGUUGAGAAUUUUCAGUUUCAAGAAAAUCAAAAUAUAAAUGUAAUUUUACAUUUAUGUUUUGUUCGUGUCUCAUUUCUGUCAAAUUCCAGUCUUAUGAAAUGUGAAUUGUUGUAGACCUGUUUAUUUCAACAGUGCACAGUCAUCUCUGUGUAAUAACUUUAUGUUUGUGGCAGUAAUUUUUAUUUUACAAUUAAAGACAUCUUAAAAUAUUAACAUUAUGUAGCUUUCUCAUGGUAAAUGGGAAAAUUUACAACACAAACUUGUAUAAUGGCUAUAAUAUUUGGCCUCUUGGCUUAUUUUUAAUAGUUAUUUUUUUUUCAUACAUUUUUGUCUACUCUUCUCCUUUAGAUAUAUUUAUUUGUGACUCAAGAUCUUGGUACAGGUAUAAACACAAAUUCCUCUUUAUUUGUUUCAACCAAUUUUUUCAAGCCUGAGGGGGAACUUGACUAAUUAAUUAGGAUUUAGUGGGUGUGUUUACCUUAAGUUUCUGAAUAUCUCUAAAUGGUUUAUGUUUUUAAUAAACUUCUGUCCUUUUAGAAAUAAUAUGCAGGUUAUUGUGGAUGAGGAUCUGGCUUUACUACUAUAGUCAAAGUGAAUGAAAUUAGUCGAUUUGUAACCAAGGAAAAAAUAUUAGAUGAAUUUCAGAAAAUAAUUGAUUAUUCAUAUUCUUCUUUAAGUGAUAAAUGAAUCACAUUUGCUAGAAACUUUUUCUGAUAUAAAUGAGUUGGUUAGACCAAUCCAGCACUUUUAGGGUAAAUAACAAUAAUGUUAAUGAAACUAAAGACACUACGAUAUUGGAUUAUGUGUUGUUGAUAUCUUCGGAAUUAUAGUACUAUCAUCCAGACAUGUAAGAAUUGACUGAAAACCAAGAAUCUAUAACACAGCAGAGCAGAUAAUUAAGUACAUGGUUACUAAUUAACUGUAAAUCAUACUGACAACAA
Messenger RNA from Limulus polyphemus (Atlantic horseshoe crab), 3540 nucleotides. It is a transcript of the gene CDC50, whose product is annotated as cell cycle control protein 50A-like. The record is from RefSeq and is a predicted model, not a curated record. Gene Ontology annotation, cellular component: endoplasmic reticulum; Golgi apparatus; plasma membrane. The coding region runs from base 25 to 1122 and encodes 365 amino acids. Lineage: Eukaryota; Metazoa; Arthropoda; Merostomata; Xiphosura; Limulidae. The transcript has 8 exons.